CACAAAGAGAGGUGAGCAGAGGAGAAGGGAAGAGAGAUAUUUCUAAGGCAAAGCAAUGAGGCUUUCAAUCCUUUCUUCUUUGCUUUUACCAGUGUUUCUUUUCUCUCUUUUGCAGAGUCCCACUUUUGCUAUCAAAAAGUCUUACAUAGUGUACUUGGGAGAGCAUAAACAUGGUAUAGAGCCCACAGCGGCUGACCUUCAUCAAGCGACGAAUUCUCAUUAUGAUUUGCUGGGUUCAUUAGUCGGAAGCACUGACAUAGCCAAAGAGAAGAUAUUCUACUCGUAUACUCAAAACAUCAACGGUUUUGCUGCUGUCCUGGAUGAGGAAGAAGCAGCAGAGAUUGCAAAGCAUCCGGAAGUUGUGUCGGUUUUCUUGAACAAAGGGAGAAAGCUGCAUACAACACGGUCAUGGGAUUUCCUCGGAUUAGAGAAUGAUGGAGUUAUCCAUUCUUCCUCUAUCUGGAAGAAGUCCAGGUUUGGUGGAGAUACAAUCAUCGGAAACCUUGACACAGGUGUCUGGCCGGAAUCGAAGAGCUUUAGCGAUGAAGGGAUGGGGCCUAUCCCAUCAAGGUGGAAAGGAUCCUGUCAGAAUGAUCCUGAUGAUGGAGUUCACUGCAACAGGAAGCUGAUCGGAGCAAAGUACUUCAACAAAGGUUAUGCAGCUGUCCUUGAUGGUAAACUCAAUGCCACCCUCGAGACUGCAAGGGACAACCAGGGCCAUGGAACCCACACCCUAUCAACAGCUGGUGGUAGCUUUGUUCCUGGAGCAAACGUAUUAGGUUUUGGUAAUGGAACUGCAAAAGGAGGAUCACCAAAAGCUCGUGUGGCUGCUUACAAAGUAUGCUGGCCCCCCAUCGAUGGCAACGAGUGUUUUGAUGCAGAUAUCCUGGCUGCCUUUGAUGCUGCAAUAAGCGAUGGUGUUGACGUGCUUUCUGUGUCAUUGGGUGGUGAAACAACUGAAUUUUUUGAAGAUGGGACUUCGAUUGGAUCCUUCCAUGCUAUGAGGAAAGGCAUUUCUGUGGUUGCUUCUGCUGGCAACGACGGGCCAGAUCCAGAAACUGUAACGAAUGUGUCACCCUGGGUGUUUACCAUUGGUGCUAGCACACUUGACCGGGACUUCAUCAGUUAUGUUGAACUAGGCAACGACAAGCGCCUCAAGGGAGCAAGCAUGGCUACUUCAAGCUUGUCUUCUAGGAGUUUCUAUCCAUUGAUCAGUGCUGAAACGGCGAAAGCAGCCAACGCAAAAGCUGCAGACGCAAUCCUCUGUCAGCCUGGAACACUUGAUCCCAAAAAGGUUAAGGGGAAGAUUAUAGUCUGUGUUCGAGGAGUCAACGCAAGAACAGACAAGAGUCAGCAGGCUCUUCUUGCAGGCGCGGUUGGAAUGAUUCUCGCCAAUGAUGAGAAAAGUGGAAAUGGAAUUAUGGCAGAUCCUCACUUGCUCCCAGCUACACACAUAAGUUUCACUGAUGGUGAAACUGUUUUUGCAUACAUCAACUCAACCAAGAAGCCAACAGCAUAUAUUACUCCCGCGAAGACAGAAUUGGGUUCAAAGCCUGCUCCUUUUAUGGCUUCUUUCUCUUCUAGGGGACCCAAUGUGAUUGAACCAUCAAUCCUCAAGCCUGAUAUAACUGCACCAGGAGUGAGCAUCAUUGCAGCUUUUUCUGAAGCAGUUGGGCCAUCUGAAGAAACAUCUGACAAGCGUAGGAUGCCUUUCACCAGCAUGUCUGGAACCUCCAUGUCAUGCCCCCAUGUUUCUGGUAUUGUUGGCCUUCUCAAGAGCCUCCACCCUGACUGGAGUCCAUCAGCUAUCAAAUCUGCAAUCAUGACCAGCGCAAGAACAAGAGAUAACACUGGGAACCCGAUGGUUGAUUCAACCAACAAGAAGGCAACCCCGUUUGCUUACGGUGCAGGGCACGUGAGACCAAACCGUGCAAUGGAUCCUGGUCUUGUCUACGACUUAACGGUAGAUGAUUACUUGAACUACUUGUGUUCCCGUGGCUACAAUCAAAGCAUGAUAAGACUGUUCUCAGACAAGCCAUACACUUGUCCCAAGUCAUUCAGUUUGUCAGACUUCAACUACCCUUCCAUUUCAGUUGAUAAGUUCGGUGGCUCAGCAACGGUUAGCAGGAAGGUGAAGAAUGUUGGUUCACCGGGGACUUACAGAGCCCGGGUCAGAUCACCAGCCGGGGUUACAGUUUCAGUCAACCCUUCAACUUUAACAUUUGAGAAGAAGGGUGAAGAGAAGAAAUUUGAAGUGACAUUCAAGGCAAAGAGUAAUGGACAGCCUGCAGGCUUUGUAUUUGGGCAGUUGAUUUGGUCUAAUGGUCAUCACUACGUGAGGAGUCCUCUUGUGGUGAAGCACAAGUAGAUUUGGUGAAAUAGGGUUGAUUAAUUAGGAUUUGAUCAUUAUUAUUCUCAUUCCAUUCUUUGGGAAAGAUUAAACAAGAAGAUGGCAAUUGUAAUGGCAUUAAUUUCUAGUAGGUAAUAAGAAAAAAAUAGAAGGUUUAUUCCUAUUCUUGGUUGA
Messenger RNA from Theobroma cacao (cacao), 2524 nucleotides. Its product is annotated as subtilisin-like protease SBT5.4. Gene Ontology annotation, molecular function: serine-type endopeptidase activity. The record is from RefSeq and is a predicted model, not a curated record. NCBI's taxonomy places the organism in Eukaryota, Viridiplantae, Streptophyta, Magnoliopsida, Malvales, Malvaceae. Gene Ontology annotation, biological process: proteolysis.